CAGCAUGCAGACAUCACUCCGACUUCCAUUCUUUGCACUGGGUCAGCGUAGCCUAUUACGCUUUUACUCGCUGCGAGGAGCUACGGACUUGCAAGCCCGCGCUCGGGGCCGGAUCAUUCAAAUAGACUCCCGGAAUCCCCUUCCAGAGCUUGUCGACUCCUUCAAGAGGAAGCACGAUUAUCUACGCAUAUCCCUCACUGAACGGUGUAAUCUAAGAUGCUUCUACUGCAUGCCUAGCGAGGGCGUCCAACUCUCCCCAGCGGAACAUAUCCUCACAGACGACGAAAUAAUUCAUUUGGCAACCUUGUUCGUCAGAAGUGGUAUAACAAAAAUACGCCUGACGGGGGGUGAACCGACAAUCAGAAAAGGCUUGGGUACACUCAUCAAGAGGCUCGACUCUUUGCGUUCGCUUGGUUUAACAUCAAUCGCGAUGACAAGCAAUGGACUUGCAUUGCAUCGUCAGCUGCCAAACCUUGUCGACUCGGGUUUAACUCAUCUCAACCUGAGCCUCGACACACUUGACCCUUUCAAAUUCGAAAUUAUGACCCGGCGCCUAGGGCAUGAUGCAGUCCUAAAGUCGCUAGGCGUCGCUCUCUCUUGCCGAGGCCUACAAUCAGUCAAGUUGAAUGUCGUCGUCGUGAAAGGCCUCAAUGAUUCCGAGGUUCUUGAUUUUGUCAACUUGACCAGGGACAGAGAUCUUUGGGUGCGAUUCAUAGAGUUUAUGCCUUUCUCAGGGAACAAGUGGGACAGGAAUAAGGUGGUACCGUCAGCGGAUCUCCUGGCCAUGAUCAGGAAGCAGCACCCAAGCAUCGAACAAGUGCAGACAGUGCCGAGUGACACGGCUCGUUUAUGGAAAGUCCCAGGUCACAAGGGCGGUAUUGGUUUCAUUAGCAGCAUGUCCGAUCACUUCUGUUCGUCUUGUAACCGGUUGCGCAUCACCGCUGAUGGCAAGAUUAAAGUUUGUUUAUUCGACCCAAAGGAAAUCAGCCUUCGUGACGAGAUGCGACGCGGUGCGAACGAUACCGAGCUACUAGAAGUCGUUAGAUCCGCAGUUUGGGGCAAGAAGGAAAAGCACGCAGGCUCUUUGCUUUGCACGCGUAGCAACCUCUGCGGGAUACGACCACAGUACCUUCCGUCCUUAACGUAUCUUUCGCCGCUUGCCGCAGGACCCCGCAAUUCUCAGCAUUCGGUCCUGCAUCUGGGAAGCACAACAGCUGUUAUCCGGCCAUCGAAUUCUGUUGUUGCGACCCCUACUGGUCAUCUUGCGCGUGGCUGCGACCAGCGUCGAUGGAGUGCGCGAUCCGCUACCGAUGAGCCGCGACUAACGCACAUAGAUGUAACUGGUCAACCGUCGAUGGUCGACGUAAGUUCCAAAGAGGCCACAAAACGCAGCGCUACUGCGAUCGGCCACAUUUACAUCCCCAAGAUCGCCUACGAUCUCGUGUUGGGGAUGGAUUCUCCACUUGCCCAUCGGCCACCGCCGUCGCAUGAGAAAGCAUGGGCGAAGUCCCUUAGUAAAGGACCCGUCCUGACAGUAGCGCAGCUUGCGGCUAUCAUGGGGUGCAAACGGACGCCGGAGCUGAUUCCGCUCUGCCAUCCCUUACCGCUAUCUAAUAUCUCGGUGACUCUGACACCUGAGGCAACACCACAAGAUGAGCAAAUGCAACAUUCCACACAUAGGCUACCAUGCCGAAUCAAAUGCACAGCGACGGUUACGUGUGAGGGUAAAACUGGUGUCGAAAUGGAAGCCUUGACAGCUGUAUCCAUCGGACUUCUCACAGUUUGGGAUAUGCUGAAAGCUAUAGCUGGGAAGGAUAUGGCCAUAGGGAAUAUCAUGGUAUCACAUAAGAGUGGCGGGAAAAGCGGCGACUUCGUCCGUGACGAGGGCAAGUAAGAUAACUAGAGUUAGUCUAGCAAAGCGGUUUGUUCGAAGUCUGAGGCCGAUUUCCGAACCAUGACAUUUGGGGGAACCACAGAUUCCAUAGCCGGCCGGGGCUUAUCGAUAUUGUUGAUGUGAUUCCUGCGGCCGCAGCCUACAUAGUCCGAAGUAUGAACUCAU
Messenger RNA from Pisolithus orientalis, 2059 nucleotides. RefSeq lists its product as uncharacterized. Gene Ontology annotation, molecular function: GTP 3',8'-cyclase activity; metal ion binding; 4 iron, 4 sulfur cluster binding. The transcript has 8 exons. The record is from RefSeq and is a predicted model, not a curated record. Bases 5 to 1894 code for a protein of 629 amino acids. NCBI's taxonomy places the organism in Eukaryota, Fungi, Basidiomycota, Agaricomycetes, Boletales, Pisolithaceae. Gene Ontology annotation, biological process: Mo-molybdopterin cofactor biosynthetic process.